Messenger RNA from Cladocopium goreaui, 921 nucleotides. Lineage: Eukaryota; Dinophyceae; Suessiales; Symbiodiniaceae. The record is from the annotation of a GenBank genome assembly.
CACUGUCCCGCUUGGGUUUAGUCCUGGGGCUUGCAGCUGACCAUGGCGUCUAUAAGUUCUGACAGGGUUCGGCGCAGCAGGUCGCUUGGAGACACCUUGGUUGUUGGCCUCACCGGAAGCAUUGGCAUGGGAAAAAGCACUGUUAGCAAGUGGCUUCAGGAGAUGCAAGUACCUCUGGAUGAUGCAGAUGCCACUGUGCACAGGUUAUAUGCGCCUGGUGGAGAAGCUGUCCUUCCGCUCAAAGAGGCUUUUGGGGACGAAAUUCUCUCACAGGAGGGUGGCGUGGACCGAGGGGCACUUUCAAAGCUGGUUGUAGGGGAGGCGAAUGCAGAGAGGCUGAAACACUUGGAGGCCAUUGUGCAUCCCUUGGUUGAAGCUUCUCGUGAUCACUUUAUUUCCAAAGCACGGCGGCAAGGGGAGCUCCUUUGCGUGCUGGACAUUCCCCUGCUCUUUGAAAAGAAACUGGAAAAACAUUGCGACGUCGUAAUGGUGGUGAGUGCUCCUGCUGAGCAGCAGCGCACACGAGUGCUGGCUCGGAAUGAUAUGACCCCGGAGAAGUUCACUGCAAUUCUCUCGAAGCAGGUCCCAGACGCAGACAAGCGACGGAAAGCUGACCACAUCGUGGAUACUGGCCUCACAAUGGAGGAGACAAAAGCGCAGGUGAUGGCAUUUGUCAAGGAAUGUCGAGAAAAAGUGGCCGCUGAAAGAGACCGUGACCAGAGGCUGCAAUGGCUUUUCCUUGCUGCCGCCCUGGCAGCCGGUGCUGCUGUUGCUUUUGGACUCCAAAGAAUGAAAUGAGGCUGUCAGCAUCUGUCAGCUGACACGUUAGACCAAUACAUAGUUCUUAAAUGUUCUUAAGUUCUUAACUUAACCAGAUGCUGUGCUCGGCUGUGCUGAAUCCCACUUGGGCAUUGCCUGGAG